This is a messenger RNA of Scophthalmus maximus (turbot), 4173 nucleotides long. RefSeq names its product dolichyl-diphosphooligosaccharide--protein glycosyltransferase subunit STT3B. The record is from RefSeq and is a predicted model, not a curated record. Gene Ontology annotation, cellular component: membrane. NCBI's taxonomy places the organism in Eukaryota, Metazoa, Chordata, Actinopteri, Pleuronectiformes, Scophthalmidae. The coding region runs from base 283 to 2748 and encodes 821 amino acids. Gene Ontology annotation, molecular function: dolichyl-diphosphooligosaccharide-protein glycotransferase activity. Gene Ontology annotation, biological process: post-translational protein modification. The transcript has 16 exons.
CAUGUGUCACUUCCAGUAUGCUGCCGCCGCCGCUGCGUGACGACUGCCCCGGGAUUCUUCUAGCUUCUGCGGUCGGCGGGAAGUGAGGUGCGGAACGUCUGGAAGCACAGCCCCGCUGGUCCUGAGGGGGAUGCGGGCCGCGUCGUGAAGGACAGGUUGUUGCGAGAAGUGGUUUCGGAAGUGGAGCGUGGCAGAGACGAGGAGGAAGAGAGAAGAGCGGGGGGGUGGGGGGCGAUACCAGAUAGCUUGCUUCGCUCGCCACGACGGGACUGACGGGAGAACAUGGCGGAGCAUCAUCACCCGGUUUCCGACAGCGGCAAACACAAAUCCUCGCUGAACUCCGGCGCGGCGUCGUACUCCGGGAACGGGCGCAGCAGCGUGGCGGUGUUGGCGGAGAGAGGGAGCAGCAGCGCCGGCGGAGACGCAGCAGCAGGAGGAGGUCUGUCCGGCGGCCUGUCGCAGCCGGCCGGCUGGCAGUCCCUCCUGUCGUUCACCAUCCUGUUCCUGGCCUGGCUCGCCGGCUUCAGCUCCAGACUCUUCGCUGUCAUCCGCUUCGAGAGCAUCAUUCACGAGUUCGACCCCUGGUUCAACUACCGGUCGACUCACCACCUCACCACCAAUGGCUUUUAUGAGUUCCUCAACUGGUUCGACGAGAGGGCCUGGUAUCCUCUGGGGAGGAUCGUCGGGGGCACGGUGUACCCCGGCCUGAUGGUCACGGCGGGCCUCAUCCACUAUGUGCUCAACCUGCUGCACAUCACCGUCCACAUCCGGGACGUGUGCGUGUUCCUGGCGCCCGUGUUCAGCGGCCUCACCUCCAUCUCCACCUUCCUGCUGACGAGGGAGCUGUGGAACCAGGGGGCGGGGCUGCUGGCGGCCUGCUUCAUCGCCAUCGUCCCCGGCUACAUCUCGCGCUCCGUGGCCGGCUCCUUCGACAACGAGGGCAUCGCCAUUUUCGCCCUGCAGUUCACCUACUACCUCUGGGUGAAGUCGGUGAAAACGGGAUCGGUCUUCUGGGCUAUUGGAUGCUGCCUGUCUUAUUUCUACAUGGUUUCAGCCUGGGGAGGCUACGUGUUCAUCAUCAACCUCAUCCCUCUUCACGUGUUCGUCCUGCUGCUCAUGCAGCGCUUCAGUAAGAGAGUCUACAUAGCCUACAGCACCUUCUACAUCAUCGGCCUGGUCCUCUCCAUGCAGAUCCCCUUCGUGGGCUUUCAGCCCAUCAGGACCAGCGAGCACAUGGCCGCAGCAGGCGUGUUUGUUCUUCUUCAGGUCUACGCCUUCCUGCAGUACCUGAAGGACCGACUGACCAGGCAGGAGUUCCAGACUCUGUUCUUCCUCGGAGUCUCUCUGGCCGCCGGAGUGGUUUUCCUCUCGGUCAUCUAUCUGACGUACACAGGGUACAUUGCUCCGUGGAGUGGGCGCUUCUACUCCCUGUGGGACACUGGCUACGCCAAGAUCCACAUCCCCAUCAUAGCGUCGGUGUCUGAGCACCAGCCGACCACCUGGGUGUCCUUCUUCUUUGACCUCCACAUCCUGGUCUGCACCUUCCCAGCAGGCCUCUGGUUCUGCAUUAAGAACAUCAAUGACGAGCGUGUCUUCGUGGCCCUGUACGCCAUAAGCGCCGUGUACUUUGCCGGCGUGAUGGUGCGCCUGAUGCUGACCCUGACGCCGGUGGUGUGCAUGCUGUCGGCCGUGGCUUUCUCCAGCGUCUUCGAGCAUUACCUGGGUGACGACCUGAAGAGGCAGAGUCCGCCCGCGGAGGACAGCAGCGACGAGGACGACCGGAAAAACGCCAGCAACCUCUACGACAAGGCCGGUAAGGUGCGUAAACACGUGUCGGAGCAGGAGAAGGCCGAGGAGGGCCUGGGCCCCAACAUCAAGUCCAUCGUCACCAUGCUCAUGCUGAUGCUGCUCAUGAUGUUCGCCGUCCACUGCACCUGGGUCACCAGCAACGCCUACUCCAGCCCCAGCGUGGUGCUGGCGUCCUACAACCACGACGGCUCCCGUAACAUCCUGGACGACUUCAGGGAGGCCUACUAUUGGCUGAGGCAGAACACAGAUGAACACGCCCGAGUGAUGUCAUGGUGGGACUACGGCUACCAGAUCGCAGGGAUGGCAAACAGAACAACGCUGGUCGACAACAACACGUGGAACAACAGUCACAUAGCUCUGGUGGGUAAAGCCAUGUCGUCCAACGAGACGGCAGCCUACGAGAUCAUGAGGUCGCUGGACGUCGACUACGUCCUCAUCAUCUUCGGCGGAGUCAUCGGCUACUCGGGCGAUGACAUCAACAAGUUCCUGUGGAUGGUGCGCAUCGCGGAGGGGGAGCACCCCCGGGACAUCAGGGAGAGCGACUACUUCACCCCCCAGGGAGAGUUCCGAGUGGACAAAGCCGGAUCCCCGACGCUGCUCAACUGUCUCAUGUACAAAAUGUCUUACUACCGCUUCGGAGAGAUGCAGUUGGACUUCAGGACGCCGCCGGGCUUCGACCGGACGCGCAACGCCGAGAUCGGCAACAAGGACAUAAAGCUGAGGCACCUGGAGGAGGCGUUCACGUCGGAGCACUGGCUGGUCCGGAUCUACAAGGUGAAGAAGCUGGAGAACAGAGACCGGGUGGAGCACAAGCUGCGGAGCACCGACACCGUCAGGCAGAAGUACACCUCCAAAAAAACGGCCAAGAGGAAGCGUGGCCACAUCAAGAACAAGUUGUCCCUGAAGAAAGGAAAGAAAUUGAUUAAGAAAUCUUUAUAGGAGCUCAGAGACGAAAAAAGAUAAAAAAUUAAAAUAACAAAAAAAAGAGAGAGAGAGAAAAGAAACAGCAACAGUUAAAAAAAUCCACCUAACAAGACGAAUAAGGAACAAACACCAGAGGCUCUGCAGACGUCCGUCACCAUUGGAGGUCCGGGCAUCUAACCCCCGGGCUGAGCGGGUCGGACACGGGAGGCGUCAGAACUGUGACCCCCUUUGACUUUGGCUUUUCUUUUUGUACUUGAAUGUGCCGUGAAGUGAUGACAGGUGACAGAGGAGGAAGAGGAAGAGGAGAAGAGAUCAGAACACUGAGAUCAAAACAAAGCGCUGCGACCUUUGACCUGCUCAAGAAUCAGACGAAGGGUGAUUAUUAUCAUUUGUUUUAUUUUUUUUAAUGGAGGGCUGAAAUGGCUGCUUCCCCCUGUUAGGAGUUCAGACAUGUACCUGCCUACCACCACCCUGCUCCUUCAGUUCCAACUCACGACAUGAAUCUGUGCUCACACCGUUACUGUUUCAGUUCCUUACGCAUUACCAGCAGAAAUAUGCAUGUAUACACACACACACACACACACACACACCUCCGACCUCAAACCGCUGCACUGACGACGGGACAUUAUUUUUCGGAACCAGAUUUGACCAGAGGCGUCUUCGAGUGUAAUUCCCGUUUGGUUCGAGUUGGAUUAGAUUUUUUUUAGUUUUCUGUCUCUCUGCGAUAACGAGUUCUGUGGCGGCGUGAAAAAACUAAAAUUGAGACUUAGAGAAAAAAUUCAGAAUUUUAAGUUAAAAAAGUUGUAAUAUUAUGAGAAUAAAGUUGUAAUUUUAACACAAUAUUAUGACUUUAUUCUCAUAAUAUUAUAAAUUAAUUCUCAUAAAUGUAUGACUUGAUUCUCAAAGUCUCCAAUUUUUUCUCUCUCACUGUGGCCCCUCAUACUCCGUCACAAUUAUUGGCAGCUUUCUUUUUGUAGCUCUGUUAUUCAACCAGUGGCAAAUCAUUGUCAGUGGUUAAUUCUCUAAACCAACUUCCCUAUAACUGAACACAGUGAUUUUUAUCAUUAUUAUUCUAAUAAACAUAUCGAUCAUGCGUGAGCCUGAGUUUGAUUCUGAUGUGAGCUUCAGUCGGAGGAAUCACCAUGAACCAGAGACAAGUUCAGGCAUCAGAGAAGAAAUAGAAAAUAAAAGAUCAUUGUUUCCAGAGACACAUACACACACACACACACACACACACACACACACACACACACACACACACACACACACACAGUCGGUGAGUGACACAUGGACAGUUGGAGGCAGCGUCUGAUCACCAAGUGCAAAGAUCUUUUUUUUGUUUGGUUUUGGGUUUUUGAGGUUUCUUCCAUCAAUUGUAACAAUCUCGACGCAGGUAUGAGAAUGACAACAUGCCUUUUUGAAAUAAAGAGGUUGAAGUAA